GAAAUGGCAACAAGUCUUUUGAAGACAUCUUUGUCUUCAAGGACAAAAUUGUUACAUCAAACUGGGUUGUCACUUUACAAUACAUCUCAUGGCUUCCACGAGGAAGAAGUUAAAAAAAAACUUCAGCAAUUUGCUGGUGGAUCUGUUGACCUUCAGAAGGAAGAAAAUGGCAUUGGCAUUCUUACUCUGAACAAUCCAAGUAAAAUGAAUGCAUUCUCAGGUGUUAUGAUGCUCCAACUUCUAGAAAAAGUCAUUGAAUUGGAAAAUUGGACAGAGGGGAAAGGAGUUAUUGUGCGAGGGGCAAACAAUACUUUCUCCUCAGGAUCUGAUCUGAAUGCUGUGAAAGCACUGGGAACUCCAGAGGAUGGAGUAGCAUUAUGUAUGUACAUGCAAAACACCUUAACAAGAUUCAUGAGACUGCCAUUAGUGAGUGUUGCACUGGUUCAAGGACGGGCAUUAGGUGGAGGAGCAGAAUUUACUACAGCCUGUGAUUUCAGGUUAAUGACUCCAGAGAGUGAAAUCAGAUUUGUCCAUAAGGAGAUGGGUAUCAUUCCAAGCUGGGGGGGCACUACCCGACUGGUUGAAAUAAUUGGCAGUAGACAAGCUCUCAAAAUUUUAACUGGGGCCCUCAAGCUAGAUCCAAAAAAAGCUUUGGACAUAGGAAUGGUAGAAGAGGUCUUGCAGUCUUCGGAUGAAACUCAGUCUCUGCAAGAGGCAAGAGAAUGGCUACAACAGUUUAUCAAAGGACCACCACAUGUAAUUAGAACUUUGAAAAAGUCUGUUUCUUCAGUCAAAGAGCUAUGUAUAGAGGAGGCAUUAGAGAUGGAAAAAGAUCUCGUUGGAACAGUUUGGGGCGGACCUGCAAAUUUAGAAGCUAUUGCUAGGAGAGGAAAAUUUAAUAAAUAAUUUUAAAAAUGGGACAUAUUACAAGUAAAGGCUUCUCCAGUGGUAAAUAUGUAUAAA
Molecule: messenger RNA, 963 nt
Organism: Elephantulus edwardii (Cape elephant shrew)
Lineage: Eukaryota; Metazoa; Chordata; Mammalia; Macroscelidea; Macroscelididae
Gene: ECHDC1
Product: enoyl CoA hydratase domain containing 1
Exons: 5
Coding region: 4-906 (300 amino acids)
Biological process (GO): fatty acid beta-oxidation
Cellular component (GO): cytosol
Molecular function (GO): enoyl-CoA hydratase activity
Source: RefSeq, a predicted model, not a curated record